AGCAGCCUAUAAUCAAAAGGGCUCAGGAAAUAGGACUGUAAAUGGCUCAGUGUUUCUGAGUGACAAAGUCAAUCAACUCUUGCAGAUCGGAAAAGAGGAGGCUCAUCACCAUCUGCGCUUGGUACUGGCCCCAGCUCCCCGUGGGUGUCAGGCUGAGUAUAUAAAAGAAUGUCUGCUGUCACUUCUUCUGUGAUUCAGUUGCAGCUUGUGCUCAUCCUGCUCAGUGGACAUCUGUAGAUCGCAAACCGACUGAGACCGAAAGCUCACAGGUCAAUCUCCAGAUCCCAGACAUGAACUGGACACAGAUGGCUUCAAACUUCAGUAUAUUCCACAACGUAACAUCUGGCCUUGCACUGAUCACUGAAGAAACCUUGCUGAGCAAUUCCACAGGGAAUGGUGUUGGGAAGGCUAACCAGACCUGCAUGGUUGGCGGGAGGCACAAUUACAUCUUCCUUAUAAUCCCUAUCAUAUACAGCAUUAUCUUUGUGGUGGGGGUUUUGGGGAACAGUAUGGUGGUUCUGGUCAUUUAUCGCUACCUGAAGCUGACAACCGUGGCGAACAUCUUUCUGCUGAACCUGGCCCUGGCCGACCUGAUCUUUGUCGUCACCUUGCCGCUCUGGGUGGCCUACGUGGCCCUGGGGUACCAAUGGCCUUUUGGGAUCUUCCUGUGCAAAGUGGGCGCCACCGUCAUACAGCUGAACAUGAACGCCAGCAUCUUCCUGGUCACUUGCCUCAGUAUCGACCGUUACCUCGCCAUCGUGCACCCCAUGAAGUCGCGGACGAGGCGCACACUGGUUCACGCCUGGGGGGUUUGCAUCAUGGUGUGGAUCUUGGCCAUUCUAGUCAGCCUGCCCCCAAUGUUCCUCCGCAAGGUCUUUUACUACGAGGAGUGGAAUAAAACCAUCUGUGCUUUCUCCUACCCAGAGAAGCACAAGACCCAGUGGAUAUUCAGCAUGGCUAUGCUGAAGACCCUUCUGGGGUUUCUAAUUCCCCUACUCAUUAUUUUGAUCUGUUACUCCCUAAUUCUCAAGAGCCUUGUGCAGGCAUACCGGUUUGAGCGAAGUAAGCCAGUGAGGAACGAGGCAUUCAAACUGAUCGUGGCUGUCGUGGUGUCGUUCAUUUUGUGCUGGCUUCCGUUCCAGAUUUUCACUUUCUUGGAUGUUCUCUCGCGGCUGAAAGUUAUCAAACAUUGCCACAUCACCGAAAUUGUUGACACUUCCAUCCCCUUCACCAUCUGUGUGGCCUACUUCAACAGCUGCCUGAACCCCAUCCUGUACGGCCUGGUGGGCCGCAGCUUCAGAGAAAAGUUCUUCCUCUUUCUGAAGUGUGUGCCUCCCAAGAUCAGAUCCCACCCCAGUCUAUCGACCAAAAUGAGCUCCUUAUCUUACCGCACCAUCGAAUCGCUGAGUGCGAUAGCUAAGAAGCCAGUCUCCUCGAGUGAGCUAGAGGUGCCCUCCCUCAGAGGGGUGUCCCCAAAUGUUCAGGCUUAGAAAUAUCCUGCGAACA
Hemiscyllium ocellatum (epaulette shark) is the source of this 1506-nucleotide messenger RNA. RefSeq names its product angiotensin II receptor, type 1a (gene agtr1a). The record is from RefSeq and is a predicted model, not a curated record. The coding region runs from base 291 to 1490 and encodes 399 amino acids. Gene Ontology annotation, biological process: G protein-coupled receptor signaling pathway; immune response; regulation of vasoconstriction. The transcript has 2 exons. Gene Ontology annotation, molecular function: angiotensin type II receptor activity. NCBI's taxonomy places the organism in Eukaryota, Metazoa, Chordata, Chondrichthyes, Orectolobiformes, Hemiscylliidae. Gene Ontology annotation, cellular component: membrane.